GACUGGUAUCUACUCUGUGCAUGACAUAUGGCACGCUUGGUCGUCAAAUUUUCUCUCCCACUGGGAUCACUUGGUAGAGACGCUGGAACUUCGACAUUACGCAGAGGAAACAUUCGGGUACCUGUCCGCGAAGCCAGCUAUUCUUGUGAAAGCGCCUACUCCCGCCGGAGAAGAUGACAACAGGGAUGAUGUUGAAGCGUCGAGGACUUCCAAUACAGAGUCGACUACAUCUUCUACAGAGAGUGUUGAAGCGUCGAGGACAACAUCUUCUACAGAGAGGAAUUAUAUUGAUACAGAUGAAGGAGCAUCGUCGACCCCGACUAAAAGAAGGAAUCGGAAUCUGUCGUCAACAGCCGCGAGCACAACAUCGAUGAGCCAAGCAGUAAAUCUGUUGUCUUAUUCGCGGAGGCGAUACGAGCAGAUGCAACCUUCCUCCUACGUGCUGGGCGUAGGGAAGACAGGGGCCGCCGGACCAAAUGGGAAGAUAAAAAGUGCGUUCGAUCAUUUCGAUUUUCCACGAGACCGAAUGAGAGGCGCGACAGAUCGCAGACCGACGAAGGCUGCAGAAGUUCUGUGCCAUCUCGCACAGCGCACAGUCGCGGAAAAACGAAAAAUUUUUAAGGCUGCUUGCGCAAAUUCAUCUUAGAGAUUCAUUCAGGGAGUUGUCGGUCAAAUCCGAGUCGACUGGCAUCACAUGAUCAAGAUGCAUUUUUCUGGUCACGCUUGUUUACUUUUCCAGGGAAGAUAGUCAGGUCACAUAUUUGACUGUCAAGGUCGCACCAGAUUUGAGUUGCAAGAUGAAUUUGGGUCAAAAUUUGGGUCUAAAGCUUACGCUAGACUGGAAGAGAUUGCAUGGGAAACUUUGUUUUUAGAAGAAGAUUGCGGAGGUGGCGCAAAGACUUCUGGAGAAGGCAGCUUACGGACGAGAGGGAAAGAUCAUGGUGUCGAGGUUGCAAAUUUUGCUUUGCUAAACGAGGAUGAAGACGCUGAAGGGGCCGCUGGAUCUGCAGCGUUACGUAGCUUCUACCUAGCAGAACAAGACCCCAGUGGUAGGACCGGUGAGGAAAGUGGCAGAAGCACUGGAUCACGUAGUACUGAGGAUUGGACAUCAGAAGACGACAAGAGUACAUUAGUUCAUGCACGAGAACUAGUGGAGACGCUUAUGCGAGAGUUUCAGGUUUUGCGUGGGCCUGCCACAGAGGCGGACGAGGUGGUAGAGCAUGUUCCUCUCGAGUGGUGGCACGAUGCUCCCUUUACGGCUUUUUACAAUCGACUCUUGUUCAUGUACUACCUUACUACAAAUGUGAUCUCAUUGCACAAUCAUAAUAACUCAUCGUGCCUUAAUGGUCCAUCGAUUUUCAGAUUGCACUUACAUCUUGGAGGAAAAUCACCGGUUACGUUUUUCUUCGACUUAUUCGUUCAAUGAAUACUUAUAUGGGCUCAUUUGCCAACUGAUUAGUGCUUCUGAAAUAAGUAGCAAAACACAGAAAUUCAAUCUGUCGCUGGCUAAAUUUCUCAAGGGUUUCGUUGCAGCUAAUGAACGCUUCGCAAGUAUCAAUUUCUGUAAAUCCAUUUUUUCGCUGGUGAACUUUUUUCAAGUGUUUCUUUACCAUCCAAAAGCCGCUUCUUAAUUAACAAUUCCUAGAAAUGCAGUUUAUCGGCUGGUCAACCUUCUAAUUUAUCGCUUCUGCUUAGUCGUGCUAUGCAAUUAAAAUUUUAGUCAGACAAAUUGCAAUACCUCAAGUGAGGCGCAUUCACUCACCCACUCUCGCCCACUCUCGCCCACUCUCGCCCACUCUCGCCCACUCUCGCCCACUCUCACCCACUCUCACCCACUCUCACCCACUCUCACCCACUCUCACCCACUCUCACCCACUCUCACCCACUCUCACCCACUCUCACCCACUCUCACCCACUCUCACCCACUCUCACCCACUCUCACCCACUCUCACCCACUCUCACCCACUCACUCAAUACAUGCACAUCUUGGAGGAGGGGCUGCCGUUCUCACAGAUAUUAAGCAUUGAUGAGAGUCCAACAAGAUUCAUGAGAGUCCCAAGAUGGUCUAAUCCCUCUGGGUGAACUCUAAUCCCUCUAUCGCGGAACAGUACGAAGAAGCAUUGAUGCGUGUUGUAGCGCGACUCGACGAAGUUAUCGAGGAACAACGACGUAGCAGAAAUGGUCAACAACAAGGUGAAGGUGUUGAACAGGGGCUCUCAGGUGAAUUAGAGGAGAGUCAUAAAGAUAAUAAUGAGCAGUUUGAAGCUUCUUCUCUGCUAUUACGACGUCUUUUAUUUUUGCAGCUCCAGAAGCGGCUGAAAGAGGAAGCCUAUUCUCUUCGGAUUGCAGAAAUCGGUAUUUUUCAGGCGAAAACGACCCUAGCUUUCCUGGAGAAAUGUGGCUUACCUGGUUGGAUCAGUCUCCAGUAUCAUGCGGUCGAUCCUUGGCUCGACUUAGGGCUUCCCCUAAUCCAUCCUCUGAAGCAUCCUGGAGAGUGUCAGUUUCGUGUGUAGCUCGAGCAGAAAUACCAAAUGACCUGGAACACAGCACCUGCAAAGAAAAGGGGAGCGGGAUGCUUCUCAGGAUGGAUUCGGGUAAGCUCUAAUCGACGAAAUGAACGAGUUUCGACUGAUGGCAGAGGUAGUGGACGUGGAAUCAGACGCGGACACGGUGUUUCGUGAGGUGAUACAGAAAUUUGUCCAGUUUACCACAGCAGAAGAGAAAGAAAACAACAUUGAGCUAGGGUCUACCGAUAGUGUACGUCUAGGUGCAUCUUCUAUUUCUCCUUCUACUGCAGAAGGAGCAGCCGGUGCUCCGACUCCCGAGCAGGCGAGGCCAUCUUCAACGCAUCCAAGCAGAACUCCUACUUCUAAAAAAGUCCAUCAUCCUCACCCCAACAAGAAUCCUAUUCCACCUAACCACGACCAGCGUAAUAAUCGUAACUACAUAGUGACGCCAUCGGAGUUGCUGCGGCGUAAUCGACAGCAGUAUGGAAAGCACGUGAAAGGCCCGUUCGUCAUCUCGGAGUUCCAAAGAGUUCCGAGAGAUGCGAAGGGACUCUUCGUCCACCGUAGAAACAGCCUCAAAGCGACACACAACAUGGAGGAUUUGGACAUCGUCUUUCUCGACGGCGACCACUCACUACAUUAUGACAACUAGGAUUUUUGUUCUAAUUUGAUUUGAAUUUGGUAAGUAGAUGGGCCGCAGCAGCAGCUGUGUCUGCAGCAAUUCGAAUUGCUUUCAAAAGUUUGAACUUGUUGAUAACUUGUUCUCAACUUCUAGUACGUAUUUCAUCACACGAUUUUUGUCCCUUGUUUUUCAACGGUAGAGCUCGAGCUCUCAGAGUACUAACAGAACGUACAGAGCAGACAAGCUGAGAAUGUUUUAGGAAUGUUUCUCUGAAGAUCGUGAAGAUGACAAUGACUACGGUGCUCAGCGUUUCUUUCUCUUCUUCAUCCAGCGGGUUUUCUGCAGGAUAUGUACGCUUAUGCGGCAAAAACUCAGCAUUAUGCCAGCGGACACGACUUCAAUAUCGGAAAUUUUCCAGGAAUUGGAUUGUCCCUAUUGCAUUCCCGUGUGCCUGGAACGAUGCCGUACAAUGCCUUCGGGCACCGCUAUGCGAAUAGUACCAUUUUCAUGGACUCCGAUUACUGCUGGUGGAUGCGCGUUGGGCAGGACAAGACGCACUAGACGGACCCGGUGAAAUUCAAUCAAGAAUGUGGGAUACGUGCGGGUUUUGUAUCGAUGGAAGAUUCCACACUAGGUGGGCUAGUGGGCAGAUGGGCUAGUGGAUGACUGAAUAGAGAUGAGAUCAUGGCGCUAAAUUUUAUACUGGUGUAGGGACUCAACAUAGAGAAGACGGGGCUAUUGAUGGGAGAUUCUUGGUAGGGGCUCUAAACUGACAUGCAGAAUAAAGGAGCAUAAUGUUGGUCCUUGAUUCAAGAAGUUUCUUCGUGAUACAGGCAAUUGCUUUAUCUACAUCGAUCUUUUCACAUUCGCUGUUGCUCGAAUAUGUUAUACUAGAAGAAUAUGCACGAUUCCCAAGACGCGAACGCGGUACUGAUGACUGGUUUUGUUUGGACCAAACACACUGUUGAGAGCUACAUUUGCGCGCAGAUCGAUAUGAGAAAUACAUUUGCCCACUGUGACCAAAGCAUCGAACAAGGAC
This is a messenger RNA of Amoebophrya sp. A25, 4168 nucleotides long. The record is from the annotation of a GenBank genome assembly. NCBI's taxonomy places the organism in Eukaryota, Dinophyceae, Syndiniales, Amoebophryaceae.